Molecule: messenger RNA, 550 nt
Organism: Oncorhynchus keta (chum salmon)
Lineage: Eukaryota; Metazoa; Chordata; Actinopteri; Salmoniformes; Salmonidae
Product: zinc finger protein 22-like
Exons: 2
Coding region: 107-478 (123 amino acids)
Biological process (GO): regulation of transcription by RNA polymerase II
Molecular function (GO): DNA-binding transcription factor activity, RNA polymerase II-specific; RNA polymerase II cis-regulatory region sequence-specific DNA binding
Source: RefSeq, a predicted model, not a curated record
UCGAAAAAGGAGGAAGAAGAAGAGGAGGACACUGGAUAUCUGGGCCCGGUUUCUCAAACGCAUCUUUAAAGCGUCCAAUGGUUCUAACGGUGAACUUAGCAGUAAGAUGCUUCUGAGAAACCGUUCCUCGAUUUACACUAGAGAGAGACGGGACCUUUGUGGAUCCUCUGGGGAGCCUCAACAACAGCAUGAUGCUGAAGAGACAGAGGAGAGUCUCUCCACAUUAGAACACCUCAAACACCAGCAGAGACCCAGAGGGAAGAAACUUCACCACUGCUCUGACUGUGGGAAGAGAUUCCCCUCUUCAGCUGACCUUAAAAGACAUCUGCGAAUCCACACAGGAGAGAAACCUAAUAGCUGUGAUCAAUGUGGGAAGAGUUUUAGUGUUACAAGCAGCCUGAAAGCACACCAGAAAACACACACAGGAGAGAAACCUUAUAGCUGUGAUCAAUGUGGGAAGAGAUUUUGUGACAUCUAGCAGUCUGACUAUACACCAGAGAAUACACACUGGUGAGAAACCUUAUAGCUGUGAUCGAUGUGGGAAGAGUUU